Neopsephotus bourkii (Bourke's parrot) is the source of this 3871-nucleotide messenger RNA. It is a transcript of the gene GTPBP2, whose product is annotated as GTP binding protein 2. The record is from RefSeq and is a predicted model, not a curated record. Gene Ontology annotation, biological process: translational elongation. Lineage: Eukaryota; Metazoa; Chordata; Aves; Psittaciformes; Psittacidae. The coding region runs from base 16 to 1839 and encodes 607 amino acids. Gene Ontology annotation, molecular function: GTP binding; translation elongation factor activity; GTPase activity. The transcript has 12 exons.
GCCGUGCCGGCAGCCAUGGACUCACGGGUGUCGGAGCUGUUCGGGGGCUGCUGCCGGCCGGCGGGCGGCGGGGCUGGCGGGGCGCUCCGCGGGCGAGGGGGGGCCGCGCCCGGCGGCGGCGGCUCCAAGGCGAAGAAGAAGAACGGGCGGAGUCGUGGGGGAAAGGCCAACAACCCGCCGUACCUGCCGCCUGAGGCAGAAGAUGGAAACAUUGAGUACAAGCUGAAGCUGGUGAAUCCCUCGCAGUAUCGCUUUGAGCACCUGGUGACACAGAUGAAGUGGCGACUGCAGGAAGGCCGAGGUGAGGCCGUCUAUCAGAUCGGCGUGGAGGACAAUGGGCUGCUGGUGGGCCUCUCAGAGGAGGAGAUGCGUGCCUCGCUCAAGACACUGCGCCGCAUGGCAGAGAAGGUUGGGGCUGAUAUUACGGUGCUGCGGGAGAGGGAGGUUGAUUACGACAGUGACGUUCCCAGGAAGAUAACGGAGGUGCUUGUCCGAAAGGUGCCUGACAACCAGCAGUUCUUAGACCUGCGAGUAGCUGUGCUGGGGAAUGUGGACUCGGGGAAGUCAACCCUGUUGGGUGUCCUGACACAGGGAGAGCUGGACAACGGGAGGGGCAGAGCACGCCUGAACCUCUUCCGGCAUCUUCAUGAAAUCCAGUCAGGGAGAACGUCGAGCAUCAGCUUUGAGAUCCUUGGCUUCAACAGCAAAGGAGAGGUGGUAAAUUACAGUGACUCCCGAACAGCAGAAGAGAUUUGUGAGAGUUCUUCCAAAAUGAUCACUUUUAUUGACCUGGCUGGCCACCACAAGUACCUGAAAACAACCAUCUUUGGCCUCACCAGCUACUGCCCGGACUUUGCUAUGCUGGUGGUUAGCGCCAACACUGGCAUUGCGGGCACAACACGAGAGCACUUGGGCCUGGCCAUGGCCCUCAAGGUCCCCUUCUUCAUUGUCAUCAGCAAAGUUGAUUUGUGUUCAAAAGCCACCGUGGAACGGACAGUGAAGCAGCUGGAGCGAAUCCUGAAACAGCCAGGCUGCAACAAGCUCCCCCUGCUCGUGAACUCAGAUGAUGAUGCUGUUACAGCAGCACAGCAGUUUGCACAGUCUCCCAACAUCACCCCCAUCUUCACACUGUCCAGUGUUUCUGGGGAGAACCUGGAUCUCUUAAAAGUCUUCCUCAACAUCCUGCCUCCACUGACCAACAGUAAAGAGCAGGAAGAACUAAUGCAGCAACUAACAGAGUUUCAGGUUGAUGAAAUUUACACUGUGCCAGAAGUGGGGACUGUGGUAGGAGGAACUCUGUCGAGUGGGAUCUGCCGAGAAGGGGAGAACCUGGUGGUUGGUCCCACUGACGACGGGAAAUUCCUCCGGUUGAAAGUGUGCAGUAUCCAACGCAACCGCUCAGCCUGCCGUGUGCUGCGGGCUGGGCAGGCAGCCACCCUGGCCCUUGGGCCCUUCGACCGCUCCCUGCUGCGCAAGGGCAUGGUCAUGGUGAGCCCAGAAAUGAACCCUACUAUCUGCUCAGUGUUUGAAGCUGAGAUCGUGCUGUUGUUCCACGCCACGACUUUCCGGAAGGGGUUUCAGGUGACAGUGCACGUGGGGAACGUGCGACAGACUGCUAUUGUAGAGAAGAUCCACGGAAAGGACAAGCUGCGGACAGGAGAAAAGGCAGUCGUCCGGUUCAGAUUCAUCAAGCAUCCAGAAUACUUGAAGAUUGGAGCCAAGCUGCUUUUCCGUGAAGGAGUCACCAAAGGCAUUGGGCAUGUCACUGACCUCCAAGCCAUCACCACCAAAGAAAAUGGGCUGGAGGAGUCCCUGGGGCCUGGACAGCUGAACUUCUGACUACCACUGCAUCAGAGAGAUCUCCACUCACCAACAACUGGGGAGAAGGAUGGAAGCUCCUGUGGCUCUCUGAGUGAUGCCGGGAGCUGUUGCUGUCCCGUUCUAGCACGGGUGUCCCUCCUUCACACUGUGAGAUGGAAGCUGGGAGAGUUUCUUGCAUUCAGUGUCGUACAUGGGGCAAGUUAAGCAUGUUGUCAACAUCGCCUGCAGCUUUUGUUACCCUGCCCUUCUUCAGAAUAGAUCAGAGGCACCUGCAGACCUGGACAGGCAAGUUCUGGCUUUGUUUACUGUUCGAAAAUUACAGGUUGGGAGGAGCAGAACCCCUGAAGACCAGCAGCGAAGGGAUAUUUUUCCAUCUCUGACACAAGAGCUGGUCCUAUUUCUGUUCUCCAAGUACUGGGUUGAUAACAGUCCUCUCUUGAGCCAUCAUGCAGAGCAUCCUUCUGGGCAGGGGAUGGAAGAGGCCCUGCCACCCACAGCAGGGCCUUCGUUGAACCUCUCAGAAUGCAUUCAGGAUACUUUUUAACCGUUUUAAUCUUGGUUGGUUUUAAUCUGCUGUGUGUCCAUUUGUGUGUUGGUUUUGCAUUACUCCGAUCCGAGUGUCUUACUGUUGGGCAGAUGUCCUGUUCCCUGCCCAUACAUACAUACACACCCUUUCAGCAUCCCCCUUUCUGACUCCUGGGAAGCUGUGGCUGCUCUGAGUUGCACAGCCUCCCGAUGUAACAUGAAGGCAGAGUUUGCACUUGCAUCUGCUCCUUGCAGCAGCUGUGCAGGAGGCCAUUCUGUGGAGAGGAGCAGGGCCUGCACCUUUGCUGGUGUGUGCACGUUGUUUCCACAGACGUUCAGCUGACGGUGUCAUCUGCACGUUAGCAGUGGUUUGCAGUGGGCUUCCUAGUGUGGCUCUUCCAGGUCCCAGCCCAGUGUACUCCCCAAAUGCUUGCCUUAAUGUGUGAGGAAGGCAGGCUGUGUUAUGAACACAAACCCAGGUGACUUUAUGGUUUAGAUGUGAUUUGAAAGUGGCAUGACUUUAUUUCUGUUUCCCCUGGAGGAAGAAUUUUCUUUCCCUUGCCACUGGGGUUUGUUGUCAGAAGAAGGGUGAUGGUGCCAGCAAGGACUCUGUGCACAAAGAGUGGAGCACAUCUGUCUCCCACUUGCUGUCAUGCAGCUCUCCUGUGUACCCUGGAGGUGCAGCAGGGGCUGUAUAGCUACACAGGCUUUUGGGUUUGUCGUUGACUGUUAGACAAAUUGUGUCUGCUGUGGACAAUGGGCCUUCAGCCAGCCUUGACUGAAGGGAAGGGCAAAGGUCUAUAAUAGCACUUGGACACCCAAACAGCCCUUCUAGCAUCAUGAGAGCAAGUUCUGCUUUCUGGGCUGCUGGCACAGGCAGCACCUGCAGGACUGAGCAGCCCAUGGAUGUCACCGAGCGGCUUUCCACAGGGCAGGACUCCAGCAGGUGGGAAGUGGUGGCUGCACCCGAAAAGAGCUCGCUCAGACAUGGGAAAGCCAGUGAAAGCGAUUCAGAGGCAGCUCAGUAGUGACAGGAGUGACCUGUCCCUUCAGGGGAGCACUGACCCAGCUGAAAACUCUGCUUCUUCCCCAUCAGCCCAGCUGUGAGACAGGAGCUGCUGCGUCAAGGUCACUGCUCAUGCAGGAUCCCCCUUUCUUCCCAUCCUGGCAGUGGUCUGGGUAUUAGGGUGACAUUGUCUUUCACCCAUGCCUGCAAGAAGGCCCCAGCCACCAGCAGGCUCUUCUCUUUGGUGCUUACAAAGUCACAAAGAAAGCUGUCUGGGGGGUGGUGGGGAAAUCCAGCUGUUUGCAGCAGCCCUGAUGUUUUCUACCCGAAAGCGGGUAUGUGGUGCUGUGUCCUCUGAAAUAGCUGAUGGCUGGUCUCACCACAUCCCUGCCAUCUGUGGCAUGACUGUUCUUGGUGCCAUGCUUUCAUAAUUGCUGUUUUGUUGUCUUGAAUUUUUCUAAUGCUGGGGGUUCCCCAAGCAUCUCUAUAUAAAUGUACAGAAUAAACAUGUUUUAUUGA